Molecule: messenger RNA, 1949 nt
Organism: Aphanomyces invadans
Lineage: Eukaryota; Oomycota; Saprolegniomycetes; Saprolegniales; Verrucalvaceae
Product: chorismate mutase
Exons: 6
Coding region: 46-1716 (556 amino acids)
Biological process (GO): chorismate metabolic process; L-phenylalanine biosynthetic process
Cellular component (GO): cytoplasm
Molecular function (GO): prephenate dehydratase activity; chorismate mutase activity
Source: RefSeq, a predicted model, not a curated record
CGAAUUUGAAGCCACAUUUUCAGUUUGGCCACACGGCGGCUCACGAUGGCGACGCCGAAGAAGGUCCUCCUCGACGACUACCGCAAUGUGCUUAUCCGACAAGAAGAAACGAUCAUCUUUGCCCUCAUUGAGCGCGCGCAAUUCCCGCGCAACACGGCAAUCUACCGCAAGCGGGCUGAUGCGGCCGAGUCCCUCCUGAGCUUCAAAGGCAAGUAUCACAGCUUCGAAGGGAGCUUCCUUGAGUUCAUGCUGAGUGAAACCGAGCGACUACAUGCGCUCAACCGGCGGUACACGUCGCCGGACGAGCACGCAUUUUUCCCGUCCUUCCUGCCUGACCCGAUCCUGCCACCUCUCGACUACCAAACUGUCCUCAUGCCCAACACCAUCAACAUCAACGAUCAAAUCAUGAGUGUAUACCUCGAGAAGCUCCUGCCUCAUAUUACACAGGACAUCGAUGAUCACACGACGUACGGCUCCUCGGCCAACGCCGAUGUUGCGGUGCUCCAAGCAUUGAGCAAGCGCAUCCAUUUUGGCAAGUUCAUCGCGGAAGCCAAAUUUCAAGCUGAGACGGAGCGAUACACCAAGCUCAUUCUCAACAACGACGCCGAAGGCAUCAUGGACGCACUGACCAACUUGGCGGUCGAAGACAAAGUCGUGAUGCGCGUGCGGUUCAAGGCGUCGACGUACGGCCAAGACAUUGACGGCUCCACGACGCACGACGCGACUUCCUUCGAACACUGCAAAGUCGAUCCGCAAGUGAUUGCCGAUCUCUACCGUAACUUUGUCAUGCCACUGACCAAACAAGUCCAAGUGACGUACUUGCUCCAGCGCCUCCAUCAUCCGUCCGUGGCGUUCGUCGGUCCUGUUGGCAGCUUUGCCCACUCGGCGGCAGUCGCGCACUUUGGCGCGUCGGUCGCGAAGCGCAACUUUUAUCCCGUCGCGUCGCUCAACGAUGUGUUUGCCAGUGUGGUUGCACACAAAACAGCGUGUGGCCUUGUCGCGUUUGAAGAUGCACAGACAGGGAUCAGUAAGGACGCGCAACUACUCUUGAUCGCGAGCGGCCUUGUCGUGACUGCAGAGACCGUGUUUGAACGGCCUUUUGUCCUCGCCACGUCGUAUGCCGCGGUCGCGCCGGCCGACGUGACCGUUGUGUACAUGCCGUCGUCGGCGGAAGCAGGGUUCGGUUUAAUCGUGGAUCGCAUGUGGAGCAGCGCCAAGGUUGUCCAGGUUGCCAGCGUCGACGAAGCUGCGAGAAGCGCGCAACGAUUGCGCGGAGCGAUCGCGAUCACGACCGCCGACGCCGCCAAUGCCGCAGACCUCCACGUUCUUGACCCGCCAUUGAAUCUGUCGACGAUUUCCAAGCACCCGCCGGCGCUGUCGGUCCGCUUUCUCGUCGUCGGACGGGCGGCCCAGCCGCCGACGGGCCGAGACAAGACGUGUCUCUGCGUCAACGUCAAGCACGAGGUCGGUUCGUUGCUGUCGGCUCUCCAAGUGUUCAAGACCCAUGGCGUCAACAUGACGUGUCUGGAAUCGCUGCAGCGCGGUGUGACCGCCGGCGAGUACGGGUUUUACAUGGAACUGGACGGUCAUCGCGACGACCUCCACGUCGCCGACGCGUUGGCGGCGCUGCGGUCGACGACCCAAGACGUCCGCUUCCUCGGGUCGUUUCCCGUCCACCAACAGCAACGUGGCGCCGCCGUUGCCCUGCUCCAUUAGUGUUUAUGUGAUCCUCUCAACAAAACGUCCACAUGGCGGUGUUGCCACGAUGCACAUUUCCUACCACCCUCUCCACGGAGCAACCCUUCACAAGAGUGACAGCAGCAAAGACUGCACACCACACUGGUUGUUACGCCAGGCAUUCCACCUGCAACGACAUGGGCGGGGACAAAGGUGCAGAGAAUUCACACACGGCUUGCUGGUGUUUGAAAGCGAAAUUCAAUCGGUUCCGU